UGAUGACUCAUCUGAAUACCGCUGGCUCUUGGUUUCUUAUUCGACGAGGAAAAUCGGUCUUUUGCGGUUUUCCUUCUCUUAUCCCCUUCCAGACGGUGAGAAAUAGCUGUCUUUCUCGACGAAACUCAUAAUGUUUGGUUUCUUUAAGACUCUCAGACGUACUCCAUCAUUCUGUUGAGAUUUCUUUUCACAAUUCUGCUCAAGAAAACAACAACAUGGCUUCCGCUAGUGAUCACGGAAACUCUAUUGUCAUUGAAGACGAUAGCCAAUUUCAGCAACAACUCCAUCAAGCUGGGAACAGACUGGUUGUGGUAGAUUUUACUGCAUCUUGGUGUGGUCCAUGCCGUAUGAUGGCCCCUGUGUUUUCAAAUUUGAGUGUGAAAUAUUCAGCGGCUGUUUUUCUGACUGUUGAUGUUGAUAAGUGUCAGAGGACUGCUGCACAGCAGGGAAUCAGAGCCAUGCCAACAUUCUUCUUCUUCAAGAACAGAAAGAAAGUGGAUGAAAUGCAGGGAGCCAACCCCACAGGCCUGGAAGACAGAAUCAAUCAGUGGAUUGGAGGGGCUGUGGAAACAACAACAGUGGAUCCCAAGAGAGUUGCAACAGGUCGUAGCUGGGACUGUUUUGAACAGCUACUGGACAACCCGCCAGAAGUCUUCAUGGAUGUGUCACAGCUCCUUCUUAAGUUUGCGUCCAACAUCAUCAACAAUCCUGAUAAUCCAAAAUACCGAGCCAUUAGAGUCAGCAACAAGAUUUUCCAGUCACGUCUUCUUCCAGUGAAUGGAGCUGUGGAAUGUCUCUUCACCAUGGGAUUCCAAGAGAGAGGUGACCAACUAGUGUGCCCCCAAGGCGAAUCGUUAGAAAACAUGUUAAUUCUUCAGGACGCGUUGAACGACGAGAGAAGUCAUCGUAGCGCUGCACAGGAACCUGAACCAACUCCAACUUCAACUCCAACUUCAACUCUAGCACCAGUUAACCAACCUCAAAACAAUGGCCCUUCGUGUGGACAACCAACCAUUGUUUCCAGUCCAACUGCAUAUCCAUCGGACAAGGAGAAGGACUUUCUCCUGAGACUUCACAGCUCGCUACAACAUGUGCUUCUUUACGAAGAUAAAGAUUUGCAGCGAAGAGCACGGGAAAUGAUUCCUUUGGCUGAGUUAGAGAGGAAGGCCAAAGAAGCCAGUGAAAGAACAAAGCAGGGAGGGGACGGUGGAGUGGAUGAAAGAGAUUGCCUAGUGUUAGAAAUGCUGAACUGGUUCAAAGGUACUUUUUUCAAGUGGGUGGACAAACCUUCAUGCCCGUCAUGUGGUUCUCUAACGUUUGCUGUCGGUGUGGUUCCCCCAACACCUGAGGAAAUGCUGUGGGGUGCUGGGAAUGUAGAGAGCUACAAAUGUCUAAACUGUGGAAAGGUUACGAGAUUCCCAAGAUAUAAUCAUCCUGCAAAACUUUUAGAAACGCGCAGUGGCCGAUGCGGUGAAUGGGCCAACUGUUUUACAUUAUGCUGUCGAGCUGUUGGAUUUGAGGCGCGACACAUUUUGGAUUGGACAGAUCAUGUGUGGACAGAAGUGUAUUCUGUAGCUCAAAAGAGAUGGCUACACUGUGACUCUUGUGAAAACGCCUGCGAUAAACCGCUGCUUUAUGAGGCUGGCUGGGGAAAGAGACUCAGUUAUAUUAUAGCGUUCUCACAUGAGCAGGUCUUGGAUGUGACAUGGCGAUACUCUGCUAAGCAUGAAGAGGUGAAAAAGGCAAGAAAUCUAGUGUCUGAAGCCUGGUUGGUGGAGACGUUGAAUAGAAUGACUCUAGAGCACCAAAGAAACCUUAGUGAAGCUCGGCGGAAAGUUUUAGCAGAGCGCCAGGUGAAGGAAUUGGUAGAGUUCUUCACCAUCAAGUCUGUUCGUCAUGAUGAACUACAGGGGCGAGUGUCGGGUUCUUUGGCCUGGAGGCUGCUUCGAGGCGAAACAAAACAACAAGCAGAUGAACAGAAGCACGAACCUUACAUUUACAAACCUACUGACGAAGAAAUCAAGGAAAAAAGAUUGCGCCUGUGCUUCAAUUGUGUGAUGAAUAAAUAUUUCCGAGGUUAUGAUAGAAAGUUAGACCUUUCCGGUUGGCAGUCAAGAGUGGCUUCGUUCAGUUCUGUCACACGUAAGGUCGAGAGGGACUGGGAAAUGGUUUACCUGGCGAGAACAGAAACUGCUUCAACUGGCCAUAUAACGUGGCAAAUAGAUUUGAAUUCUUGUGAUCUUGUGAUCGAUAGCGUUACAGUAAUAGCUAGGAGCGACACUUUUCUGACUGGACGAGUGGACUGGAAACUAAGUGGGGAUGAGGAGAGUCAAGUUGAAAUGCUAUCAGGAGGUCAGGAAUCUACUAUAACGUCUGUACUCAGUGGCUCCAAAACUCUCAAAUUGACGGCCGCGUUCAGUGGCGGGAAAGGAGACGUUGCUUGGCAACACGCUCAGAUUUUUCGUCAGUCAUUUAACAGUCAAAGUGAAUAUCCCCUCGAUAUCUUAGUCUUUAUGAAAGAACCUGCACGUAAUACUCAUCUCUAGAGCUGAUGACCACAGAGUUUGUUGCUACAGUGAAACCCUACUGAAAUGAGCCCGCCACACAAUCAACCUGUUAACAACACAGCAGUUAAACUCGGGCUUGCGCGGGGGCAUCAAUUCUGGCCGUCCGCGCGUCAAUAUCUCGCGCAAAAUUUUAAAGAAAAGCAUGAGAAAAAAACCGCUGUCAUGCAAAGUUAGCGAAAGAAACGUGAAACGGUGAUCGAUGUCUGUAAUGGGAAACAAAAGUAAGGAAAAGAAAACUCGAGACUGAUCGAACACAUAGGUUUUUUUCAAAUACAGGUUCCUGCUGAUUUACCGUUCUGUUGUAAGCUUUACCAAAAAACUAUACGCUUUUGAAACGCCAUGACUCACUGGCUUGUGUGAUUGUUUGUAACUCGUGUGAGACAACUUGGUUCUGACAGCCUAAAGCACGCCACGUAGUCCGCCACUUAUUCAACGACGUGCGCAUAUUCACAAACGUUUGACCGCUGUGUUCCUGUUAUCCAGUCAAUUCCCAGCUAUUGACUGAAAUAAAACAGUUCUUAACGAGCCCCGAUAUAACUAGGAAACUUCCUUAGACAGCCAUUUGUGCAAUGUUUGAACAUCUGAGAAUGCUUUAGUUGCUUGUCAGACCGAAUGAGGUUUUUGCAAUAGGUAAUAUGGUUAUAUCAUCUAAGUUGAUAUUGUAAGUUAGCCACCGUAAAGAGUUAAAAAGCUGACGUUUCAAGCGUUAGCCCUACGUCAGAGCGAAUGUAACCCUCACCGACGCAGCACCACAGUCUCUUUAGAAACUUACCCCCAUUUUACAAUAGGGUUUUACUGUAGCUUAUUAUUUAAAAGAUAGUGAAAAACGUAGUUCUUUACACUUUAUAGUCUUCAAAAUAUUCAGUUAUUUCGUCCAACUUACUCGAUUUAGGAAUUCAUUCUCAACUUCUCCUUUGUAUUUUUUGUUUGCAUUUAUUAGUAACUUCUGUGGCAGUUUCUAAAUUAAUGAAUUGCGUGUAUGUAAUGCAGCUACAGUAAGACUAUAAUUUACUGGAUUGUAGAGCUAUGUGAAGAAAAAUUUAAAUUUUUUACCACGAGGAACUUACGUUAUGCUUAUUGUAGGUGAAUCAAAGCCAAGUUUAGAGCAAAGUAUGCAAUUUAGGAGAAAAAAAACUGCCUAGGGCGUUACGUCAACCACUCCGCCGGUCAUUAUUUAUCGCCUGGGUGGGGAAGGGGGGGCGGACUGCUGGAGGAUUUUGGUUGUGUCAUGAUGAAAAUUACCUGACCUGACCUUCUCCAUCCUGCAAGGGUUUGCACUAUCCUCAUGAUUAGAUCAUUUUUCCAGCCAAUUUUCUAUAGUGCUUCUUUACACUCUGUCGGUGAAGACUGAUGCCCCCUUCCGUCCCCCAUUAAACCAUGUAAUCCACCCAAAAUCAUGCGACCUCCCCUCCCAUGCGUCAAAUCAUGACUGCUCCCAAAAUACCUGUUUUAAAUGACUGACGGAAGUUCACCAAUCACAGCUUUAGAAGCGACUGAAAGAUACAAGUCUAACUACAGACUAGAUUAUGACCCACGGAGCUGGAAUGUAAUACUCCAGAAGACUUUCUUCAUAGUUUCUUUGUGAUCUUUGUGCAAACUAUAGGGUAAAGAAGAGAUUUUGAGAACCAUAGCUUGGAGAAUUAGUUGUACUCUGAAAAUGUUAAAUGAUAGAAACAUUUUAGUGAUAUCCAAUGUUAACUUAGGUAGUAUGUUGGAAUACACCUAACGAAUAUUUUCGAUUAAACGUCUUCUCGUUCUUCCAA
This is a messenger RNA of Stylophora pistillata, 4330 nucleotides long. RefSeq names its product peptide-N(4)-(N-acetyl-beta-glucosaminyl)asparagine amidase. Gene Ontology annotation, molecular function: peptide-N4-(N-acetyl-beta-glucosaminyl)asparagine amidase activity. Gene Ontology annotation, cellular component: cytoplasm; cytosol; nucleus. Lineage: Eukaryota; Metazoa; Cnidaria; Anthozoa; Scleractinia; Pocilloporidae. The record is from RefSeq and is a predicted model, not a curated record. Gene Ontology annotation, biological process: protein deglycosylation; glycoprotein catabolic process.